Molecule: messenger RNA, 4849 nt
Organism: Kogia breviceps (pygmy sperm whale)
Lineage: Eukaryota; Metazoa; Chordata; Mammalia; Artiodactyla; Physeteridae
Source: RefSeq, a predicted model, not a curated record
UUUGUUUUCGGUACGCGGGCCUCUCACUGCUGUGGCCUCUCCCGUUGCGGAGCACAGGCUCCGGACGCGCAGGCUCAGCGGCCAUGGCUCACGGGCCCAGCCGCUCCGCGGCAUGUGGGAUCCUCCCGGACCGGGGCACGAACCCGCGUCCCCUGCACCGGCAGGUGGACCCUCAACCACUGCGUCACCAGGGAAACCCUGUCUUACUCUUUUUCUGUUGUUGUUGUUUUAAAUAUUUUUUAAGUAAACCAAGGCCUGGAUUUUGCUCUGGAAGUCUGUCCUGCCCGCUUCUGUAAUCUGGCGCUAUGCAUCCGGUUGCUGGCCCCUCACAGACACUGCUGUAUGUUACUCUCCCGAUUCUGUGCUCUUCCGUGAGUCCAGACUUGGCACCUUAUUUUAUUUCUGAGCCAUUGUCUGCUGUCCAGAAACUUGGUGGACCUGUAGUACUGCAUUGUUCUGCUAAACCUGUGACUGCUCGCAUCUCAUGGUUGCAUAAUGGAAAAAGAUUGGACAGAAAUGUGGAACAGAUUAAGGUUCAUCAGGGGACGUUGACUAUCCUUUCUCUUAACCCCUCCCUUUCGGGUUAUUACCAGUGCAUUGCCAACAAUAGCAUUGGCGCCAUUGUGAGUGGUCCUGCAACCAUAUCCACUGCAGUUCUUGGUGAUUUUGGUUCAUCAACAAAGCAUGUUAUUACAGCAGAAGAAAAAAGUACUGGUUUCAUUGGCUGCAAGGUACCAGAUAGUAACCCCAAAGCUGAGGUGCGCUAUAAAAUCCGGGGAAAGUGGCUGAAACAUUCCACAGAGAAUUACUUAAUCCUUCCAUCAGGGAAUCUUCAGAUUUUGAAUGUAUCCUUAGAGGACAAGGGAUCAUAUAAAUGUGCAGCUUUUAAUCCUGUCACACAUGAAUUGAAAGUUGAACCCAUUGGCCAAAAGCUGCUUGUGAGUCGCCCUUCUUCAGAUGACUUUCACAUCCUUCACCCCGCCCUGUCACAGGCAUUAGCUGUUCUCUCUCGUAGCCCUGUGACCCUGGAGUGUGUGGUAAGUGGGAUCCCAGCUCCUCACGUGCACUGGCUGAAGGACGGUCAGGACGCUGUGCUGGGAGGCAAGUGGAGAAGGCUGUAUUCGCAUCUUGCCACGGACAGCAUUGAUCCGGCAGACUCUGGCAACUACUCCUGUGUGGUGGGAAACAAGUCUGGAGACACCAAACACGUGACUUACGUGGUGAAUGUACUUGAACAUGCUUCCAUUUCUAAAGGACUGCAGGAUCAGACAGUGUCUCUGGGUGCCACGGUACAAUUCACGUGUGAAGUUCAUGGGAACCCAACCCCCAACCGUACCUGGUUUCACAACGCACGGCCCAUUCGUCGUUCCCCACGACAUCUGACUGUGGGAAAUGGAUUGAAAAUCAGGGAUGUUACCAUGGAAGAUUCUGGGCUGUAUCAGUGUGUAGCAGAUAAUGGGAUUGGAUUUACGCAGUCUACUGGGAGACUGGAAAUUGAAAACGACAGUGGACUCAAGCCUGUUAUAAUUUUAGCACCAGCAAGUGCAGAGGUGGCCUCUGGAGACUCCGUGACUUUGUCCUGCAAUGCCACCGGGGUGCCGGUUCCAGCCAUUCGUUGGUACGACAGGCAUGGAUUGCUGACCAGCCAUUUGUCUCAAGUUCUUAGAUCUAAAUCCCGAAAACCGUACUUGUCAAGACCUGGGGGUUCUGACCCGGAGCCUGUGUACUUCAUCAUGUCCCAGUCUGGCUCAAGCUCUCUAUAUAUUCAGGCUGUUACUCGGGAACACGCUGGGAGGUACACCUGCGAAGCUGCAAACGCACACGGAACCACACAGUCGGAAGCCGUCCUCACUGUUGUUCCUUUUGAAAUAAACACAAAAGCAGAAAGAGUCACACCUUCUGAUCCCAGUCAGAAUGAUAAAAGUGAUAGUUCAGAAACUGGACUGUUGAGCUCAUUUCCAUUGAGGGAACAUUCCAGUGCUACAGAAUCAUCAUCAGAGAAAAAUGCUAGUGGUGCCUCUGUCCCCGAUGCCCCCAUCAUUCUGAGCCCCCCACAGACGCACACACCAGAUACGUACAGCCUGGUCUGGAGGGCGGGGAAGGAUGGCGGGCUGCCCGUCAAUGCCUAUUUUGUGAAGUAUCGAAAGCUGGAAGAUGGUAUUGGCGUGGUGGGAAGAUGGCACACGGUUCGAGUCCCAGGAAGUGAAAAUGAGCUCCAUUUAACGGAACUGGAGCCAUCGAGUCUCUACGAAGUUUUGAUGGUGGCAAGGAGUGCAGCAGGUGAAGGACAGCCUGCCAUGCUCACCUUCCGAACCAGCAAAGAGAAAACGACAUCAUCCAAAAACACCCAGGCCUCCUCUCCACCUGUCGGCAUCCCUAAGCGCCCUGUUGUUUCAGAGGCUGCAGACAACUUUGGAGUGAUACUCACAGAUCCCUCCAGGCACAGUGGAGUCCCAGAGGCACCUGAUCGGCCCACUAUCUCCACUGCAUCAGAGACGUCCGUCUAUGUCACUUGGAUUCCUCGGGCAAAUGGGGGUUCUCCAAUCACUGCCUUCAAGGUCGAAUAUAAACGGAUGAGGACUAGCGAUUGGCUGGUGGCAGCUGAAGACAUUCCUCCUUCCAAACUUUCUGUGGAAGUGCGUAGUUUAGAGCCAGGUUCAACAUACAAAUUUAGGGUCAUCGCUAUCAAUCAUUAUGGUGAGAGUUUUCGGAGUUCGGCCUCUCGUCCUUACCAGGUGGCUGGGUUCCCCAAUCGUUUUUCUAACCGUCCGAUAACUGGACCUCACAUCGCAUACACAGAAGCUGUCAGUGAUACUCAGAUCAUGCUCAAGUGGACGUACAUUCCAUCAAGUAACAAUAACACUCCCAUUCAAGGAUUUUAUAUCUAUUACCGGCCAACAGAUAGUGACAAUGACAGUGAUUACAAGAGGGAUAUUGUAGAAGGUUCAAAGCAGUGGCACAUGAUAGGCCACCUGCAGCCAGAAACCUCCUAUGAUAUUAAAAUGCAAUGCUUCAAUGAAGGAGGAGAGAGCGAGUUUAGUAACGUGAUGAUCUGUGAGACGAAAGUGAAACGGGUUCCUGGAGCUUCUGAGUACCCUGUCAAAGACUUGAGCACCCCUCCAAAUUCUUCGGGGAGUGGAGGAAAUGCUGGGCCCACAACCAGUCCCGCCAGAAGCAGUGACAUGCUGUAUGUGAUCGUUGGCUGCAUUCUGGGUGUAAUGGUGCUUAUCCUCAUGGCUUUCACUGCCACGUGCCUGUGGAAGAACCGCCAGCAGGACCCCAUACAGAAAUAUGACCCACCAGGCUAUCUCUACCAAGGGUCAGACGUUACCGGGCAGAUGGUGGAAUACACCACCCUGCCUGGCACAAACCGGAUAAACAGAAACGUUCAUGGAAGCUUCAGUAAUGGCUGCUCCCAUCUGCACCACAAGCUCCCCAAUGGAGUCAGCGGGAGCUUAAAUGGAGGACUCUACUCUGGGCGCACGAGCUCUCUAACCAGGACACGUGUGGAUUUUGAACAUCCUCAUCAUCUAGCGAAUGGUGGUGGCCUGUACACGGCAGUACCUCAGACUGACCCGAUGGAGUGCAUUAGUUGUCGAAAUUGUCGGAACAACAAUAGGUGUUUCACCAAAACCAACAGCACUUUCAGCAGCAGCCCCCUUCCUGUGGUCCCAGUGGUAGCACCUUAUCCUCAGGAUGGUUUGGAAAUGAAGCCCCUCAUUCACAUGAAGAUGCCUGUAUGUCUGGCUUCCACAGUCCCUCACUGUGGUCAGUCACCUGAGAAGAGCAUCGAAGAUGACAAGGCACGAAGACCUGCUCAGCAUAUUUGCUGUCAAGACAAUAGAAAUGAGACCAACUCUGAUUGUGUGGAAGUUGCAGCAGAGUUCAACAGAGGAGACAGCUGUGUGCCUUCAGAAACAGAGAACAACAUUUUAAGUUGGAAUCCUCUUAUUUUGCCACCUGUUUCAAAGGACUGCACUGAAAAGACACCAUGGUCUCCUCCUGGCAUUCCUGUAGACAGCCCUUCAGGGGUCCUUCAGCAAUCCCAGGAAACCUGAGGAUGUGGCAGUGCCUCGUCAUGUUUCCACUUCAAGCCAGUAACUGCACAAAACAGGCCUGGGGAUGGACUGUGUGAAGGACAUUAAUUCAAUUUCAGAGAAAAAUCAUUAUUUAUUUUUUGUAGUAGUAACGUCAUAUGAAUGUAUCUUAAAAUGCGUGCCCUUUUAUAUUAUUUAUGCCUUAAAAGUUUCCCUCCCUAUUUCUUCCUUCCCCCUCAGUAGUAAACAACCUGGUUUGGCAUAGUUUUCAAUCAUAUGAAAGCAGUGGGAUCAUUCCAUGUUGUCCAAGAGCCUCAGCGACAGUAAGAGCCCCUCCUACAAGGAUCCCACCUAUUGGCUGACUCGCUAAGGGAGACUUGCACAGGCCAUUGGAACGUUUCAGAUGGAAAGCUGUCUUUCACUAUCACGUUAUCAGACUUUCUGAGAACAUCUGUAGUCAACCACAGUUGUAGCCUGAUGUUUGUAAUAACAGAUGUCUUGUGAAUUUGAUGAGUGCCUUCCACAGAAGUGAGAGUUGACCUAUAGACUGUGUGCACAUGGGCACAAGUUAUGUCCAGCUUUCUAGGCACUAAUCACAAAGAGUGUCAUGGACAUGGUGGUGGUUAAGUCUGGUUGGGUUAUUGCAGAAGGCAGAAAGGGAGCCAAGGCCAGAGAGAAAAAGAAUGCCUACUAAAAUUUAAAAUUGCAUUUGUUUAUAACAUGGUCACCAUGGGACUCUUUUUGACUGUUUCUAAGAGUAGGAGCAAAGUAAGACUUUCAAGUAUUGACUGGAAGAGAAAGAUCUGCAUUUU